CUGGUGGCUCUGGGCAGAGGCUGCGGCUGAAAGAUGCCGGUCCGUAGGGGCCACGUCGCGCCCCAAAACACUUACCUGGACACCAUCAUCCGCAAGUUCGAGGGCCAGAGUCGUAAGUUCCUGAUUGCCAAUGCUCAGAUGGAGAACUGCGCCAUCAUUUACUGCAACGAUGGCUUCUGUGAACUCUUCGGCUACUCCCGAGUGGAGGUGAUGCAGCGACCGUGCACCUGCGACUUCCUCACAGGCCCAAACACCCCGCGCAGUGCCAUGUCCCGCCUGGCGCAGGCCCUGCUGGGGGCCGAGGAGUGCAAGGUGGACAUCCUCUACUACCGCAAGGAUGCCUCCAGCUUCCGCUGCCUGGUGGAUGUGGUGCCCAUAAAGAAUGAGGACGGGGCUGUCAUCAUGUUCAUCCUCAACUUUGAGGACCUGGCCCAGCUCCUGGCCAAGAGAGGGAGCCGCAGCCUGUCCCAGCGCCUGCUGUCCCAGAGCUUCCUGGGCUCUGGUGAGGAGGGGUGCAGAUGGUGGUGGAAGGGGCGAGUGGGGGCACCAAAUGGAGCAGCUGGUCCCUUGGCCCUGGCUGCUCUGACCCUGGCCCUGGUUUCAGAGGGCUCUCAUGGCAGGCCGGGUGCACAGGGGCCUGGUGCGGGCAGGGUCAAGUACAGGACCGUCAGCCAGAUCCCGCAGUUCACGCUCAACUUUGUGGAGUUCAACCUGGAGAAGCACCGCUCGGGCUCCACCACGGAGAUUGAGAUCAUCGCACCCCACAAGGUGGUAGAGCGGACCCAGAAUGUCACCGAGAAGGUCACCCAGGUCCUGUCCCUUGGUGCAGAUGUGCUGCCGGAGUACAAGCUGCAGGCGCCACGCAUCCACCGUGGGACCCUCCUGCACUACAGCCCCUUCAAGGCCGUGUGGGACUGGCUCAUCCUGCUGCUGGUCAUCUACACAGCCGUCUUCACACCCUACUCGGCUGCCUUUCUGCUCAGUGACCAGGACGAGUCUCAGCGUGGGGACUGCGGCUACACCUGCAGUCCACUCACUGUGGUGGAUCUCAUUGUGGACAUCAUGUUUGUUGUGGACAUUGUCAUCAACUUCCGCACCACCUAUGUCAAUACCAACGAUGAAGUGGUCAGCCACCCCCGCCGCAUUGCCGUCCACUACUUCAAGGGCUGGUUCCUCAUUGACAUGGUGGCCGCCAUUCCCUUUGACCUGCUCAUCUUCCACACUGGCUCUGAUGAGACGACAACCCUGAUCGGGCUGCUGAAGACGGCACGGCUGCUGCGGCUGGUGCGGGUAGCCCGGAAGCUGGACCGCUACUCUGAGUAUGGGGCAGCUGUGCUCUUCCUGCUCAUGUGCACCUUUGCACUCAUCGCGCACUGGCUGGCCUGCAUCUGGUACGCCAUCGGCAACGUGGAGCGGCCCUACCUGGAGCCCAAGAUCGGCUGGCUGGACAGCCUGGGUGUGCAGCUUGGCAAGCGCUACAACGGCAGCGACCCAGCCUCAGGCCCCUCGGUGCAGGACAAGUAUGUCACGGCCCUCUACUUCACCUUCAGCAGCCUCACCAGCGUGGGCUUCGGCAAUGUCUCACCCAACACCAACUCUGAGAAGGUCUUCUCUAUCUGCGUCAUGCUCAUCGGCUCCCUCAUGUACGCCAGCAUCUUCGGCAACGUGUCCGCCAUCAUCCAGCGCCUGUACUCCGGCACCGCGCGCUACCACACGCAGAUGCUGCGUGUCAAGGAAUUCAUCCGAUUCCACCAGAUCCCAAACCCGCUGCGACAGCGCCUCGAAGAGUACUUCCAGCACGCCUGGUCCUACACUAAUGGCAUCGACAUGAACGCGGUGCUGAAGGGCUUCCCCGAGUGCCUGCAGGCCGAUAUCUGCCUGCACCUGCACCGCGCGUUGCUGCAGCACUGCCCGGCAUUCCGCGGCGCCAGCAAGGGCUGCCUGCGCGCGCUCGCCGUCAAGUUCAAGACGACGCACGCUCCUCCAGGGGACACGCUGGUACACCUCGGGGACGUGCUCUCCACGCUCUACUUCAUCUCCCGGGGCUCCAUCGAGAUCUUGCGCGACGACAUGGUCGUGGCUAUCCUAGGAAAGAACGACAUCUUUGGGGAGCCUGUUAGCCUCCAUGCCCGGCCAGGAAAGUCCAGUGCAGACGUGCGGGCCCUGACUUACUGCGACCUGCACAAGAUCCAGCGGGCAGACCUGCUGGAGGUGCUGGACAUGUACCCCACCUUCGCAGACAGCUUCUGGAGUAAGCUGGAAGUCACCUUCAACCUGCGGGACGCAGAUGGGGGUCUCCAGUCAUCACCCCAACAGGCUCCAGUCAGCCAGGACCACCGAGGCUUCUUCCUCAGUGAUAAGCAGACAGCCAGCCCCCCCAGGCUGGGUCCCCAGUCCCCAUCUCAGGGCUACAGCCUUCUGGGUCCUGGAAGCCAGACCACACUGGGGGCAGGACCUCGUACUCCAGGUCACCCAGGCGCAGCCCCGUCCCUGAGCAUCUCAGAUGCAUCUGGCCUCUGGCCUGAGUUGUUGCAGCAAGUGCCCCCAAGGCCAAGGCACAGCCCCCCAAACCCUCAGGGAGACCCAGACUGCUGGCCUCGGGAGCUAGGCUCCAGGCUAGAGCAGCUGCAGGCCCAGAUGAACAGGCUGGAGUCCCGCAUGUCCUCAGACCUCAGUCGCAUCCUUCAGCUCCUUCAGCAGCCACUGCCCCAAGGCCACACUGGCUACAUUCUGGGAGCCCCUGCCUCCAAUGACCUGGCCUUGUUUCCUGCGGCCUCAGUGACUCAGAGUCCAGAAACUAGGCUGUCCCAGGGCAGUCUGUCCCCUGCACAGACCCAAAGCUCUGGUGACUUGGACAAAUGUGGGCCGAAGCACAGGAACUCCUCCUCCAGGUUGCCUAACCUCAUCACGGCAAUGGACAAAACGCUGACACUGUCCUCGGAACAGGAGCAGCCUGAGGAGUUCCUGCCACCCCUGGCCUCUCCUCUCUGUCCCCUGGAGGUACAGGGACUCGUCUGUGGUGCCCGCUUCCCCUCCCUCCCUGAACAUCUCAGCUCUGUCCCCAAGCAGCUGGAGUUCCAGAGACAUGGCUCCGAUCCUGGAUUUGCAGGGAGUUAGAGCCACUGAACUGCAAGAUAAAAGACACCACGAGGGGAUUGAAGGUGGAUG
Messenger RNA from Equus caballus (horse), 3168 nucleotides. The record is from RefSeq and is a predicted model, not a curated record. NCBI's taxonomy places the organism in Eukaryota, Metazoa, Chordata, Mammalia, Perissodactyla, Equidae.